Messenger RNA from Auanema sp. JU1783, 1386 nucleotides. Lineage: Eukaryota; Metazoa; Nematoda; Chromadorea; Rhabditida; Rhabditidae. The record is from the annotation of a GenBank genome assembly.
AUGAGCCAUUCGUAUAGGGUAACUCCUCAACCAGUGCAUACUACAGCUUUACCAUGUAAUGUAUAUAGUCCCCAUAUAUCUUCACCUAAAACCUCACCGAAAGAUGAAGGAUCUGCUCGCAAGAGACACAAUUCCGGAAGUGUUCAUCGUCAUCCUUCUAUUCUCUCAGGUCUUCGCAAUCUAAUGGUCCGUCCUCGAAGUGAAAGUUUGAACUCCCAAACGAUGCAGAAGCCCGUUCGGCAAAUGAUGAAAGUUCAGGUGUCGGCUUGUCAAGUGGAGUCUGUUUAUGAUCUCAGAGAAGGUGGAGCUGAAGCUGAUUUUUACGAUGAUGAAACAGCUUUCCGUAGACCUAGGAGUAAUAGUUCGGAUUUUUUGAUUUUACGGAAGACUUCUCGCCCUUUGUCAGUUGAUGUAGUUGGUCUAGUUGAUGCUCAGUCUGAUCCAUAUCGACAGUAUAUGAAAGUUGUUGAUUGUUAUGAGUUAGCUCCAGUGGCUGGGAAUAUUAUAGCUCUAGAUAAGGAAAUGAAGGUUGAGAAAGCUUUUGCUGCAUUAUGUGAUAAUAACGUUGGUGCUGGCCUUGUUUGGGAUGCUAGUAAGAACAAGAUUAUUUCAAUUGUCACGCUGACGGAUUUCAUUGGACUUCUGCAAUCAGAUCGUCCCACUACUUCGCAACAGUCAUUGUCUGCUAUUCUCUCUGGUAAUGAGUUGGUUACUAUGUCAGCUGAGAAAAGAUUACUCGACGCUUGCGAAGAAUUUUGUUUAAAUCAUGUUCAUCGCUUAGUGAUAACAGAACCAGGUUCAGGGGAUGUGUUAUAUUUGCUGACGAUCAAGAGAAUUUUGCAAGCUAUUCAUAAACAAAACCGUUCUCUCCAUUUCGCUCAAUGGCUUAGUUGUCCUAUCAAUUACUCUGCUGUUGGAACGUGGAACCAAACAAUUCAUAAGUUGACUACCACAGAAAAUAUAUCUACUGCGGUUCGUCUUAUGCUCGAUACCAGAGUUUCUUCUUUCCCUGUUGUUGACGAAUCUGGUAAAGCUAUCGACGUUCUCUGCAAAGCAGAUCUUGCCCUUGCUCUAAGAAUGACACCAGUUGAACAACAUUCACAACUCAUCGGAUCACCUGUUGCUUCCAUUUUGUCUUCAAGACCUGCAAAACGUUUUAUGAGAGCAACAGACUCUGUUGGAAAAAUCCUCGAUGCAUUGUUAUGCAGUCGUCAUACAAGAAGUGUUUUUGUUAUCAAUUCAGAUGGGCUACCUAUAGCUUGUGUUUCCCAAUCUGAUGUGAUUUCACACCUGAUUCACGACGAAACUCCUUUCCAAAGAUGUCCCCCGAAAGUAAAUGAAACGGCUGAAGAAGCCUUAGAAUUGGAUUCUCCCACGCAAAAUUGA